Messenger RNA from Calidris pugnax (ruff), 2488 nucleotides. RefSeq names its product ras association domain-containing protein 8-like. The transcript has 6 exons. The record is from RefSeq and is a predicted model, not a curated record. Bases 155 to 1474 code for a protein of 439 amino acids. Lineage: Eukaryota; Metazoa; Chordata; Aves; Charadriiformes; Scolopacidae. Gene Ontology annotation, biological process: signal transduction.
GUUUGAACCCACACAGGUGCCUGGGACUGCUGUGCCGGCCGCCAUCUCGCUCCCAAGCCCGGCACCCUUCAGAAACCGCUGGAUAUUCUUUUGGGGCAGCAAGGCAGCCCGUCCUGCAAUGACCCAGCAUACCUGAGGCCUGGCAGCUGUGGGGAUGGAGCUGAAGGUCUGGGUGGACGGGAUCCAGAGGGUCGUCUGCGGCGUCUCGGAGCAAACCACCUGCCAAGAAGUGGUCAUCGCCUUGGCACGGGCCAUCGGUCAGACGGGCCGCUACGUGCUGGUGCAGAAGCUGCGGGAGAAGGAGCGGCAGCUGCUGCCGCUGGAAUGCCCCUUGGAGUCGCUGGCCAAGUGCGGGCAGUAUGCCAACGACGUGCAGUUUGUCCUGCGGCGGACAGGCCCCAGCGUGGCCGAGCGGCCCUCCUCAGAGGGUGUUCCCCAAGCUCCCGAGAGGACGUUCAUGCGGGCCAGCUUGCCCAUCAAGCCCAGGCCCGCCGGCACCGAUGUACCCCAUUCCCGGGAGUCAAAAAAAUCCAUGACUUUCAACUUGGGUCCUACAGGUUCUGGCGACCUCUUUGCCGUGAGCCGCUGGAGGCACCAAGCACGGGAAGGGAUGGACCUGGAGGGCGGUGGGGUUGUCCAAGCCUCCAAAGAGGAGCUGUUCAGGAGGGUGCUGCGGCAGCAGGAGCAGCUGCAUUCCUUAGAGGCCCACGGGGACACCCUGGAGACGGACCUACGGCUCUGGGAGCGCAGCCGGCUCACCGGGCAGGAGGAUGAGAUCCUCUACCUGGAGCACCUGGUGCGGAGGAAUGAGACAGAGCUGGGUGAGGAGGAGUUUUGGCAGAGCGAGCUCCAGCUGGAGAAGGAGUGUGAGCGGGAGCGGCAGGAGCGGGUUAGGAGCCUGCGGGCCAGCCUGGAGGAGUACACACAGAGGAUCUACGAGCUGAGCGCCCGGACUGAAGCCCUGCAGGAGGAGAUCCAGUGGGAGAUGGCUGAGAGGGCCAAGAGGGGGAAGGAGACCUCUGCGCCCAGCCCCACAGAUCUGGAGGACAUGGCUGCCAAGAUGAAAAGAGACCUGGAGGCCAAGGUCAAGCAAGGCACCCAGCUGGAGAGCAACCUGGCCAGCGUGGAGAAGGCCCUGGAGGAAGCUGAAAGGAACCUGCAGGCCCAGACCCAAGAGCUGGAGGAAUUAAAUAAGGAGCUGAGGCAGUGUAAUUUGCAGCAGUUUAUUCAGCAGACGGGGGCCACGGUGACCGUCCUGCAGGCCAGGCCCGAGGAGGAUGCCCAGCCGGAGCCGAGCCCGCGCGAGCUGCCAGCCUGCCGGAGAAACGGAGGUUUUCCUCCCGCCACCGGCACCGACUCGCCUCCCCGCACGAGCACCAAGCAGCUCCUCAGCCAUCCCAGGACCCUGCCAGAGCCCCUGGUGUCCAGCCUGAACCCCGAGGUCGUAUCAACCAGGCAGAGCAUCUGGAGGUAGAAGGGCCUGGCCAGCGGAGGAUCAAUUGCCUUGCAAGUGUAACUGUAUAAAUAAACCAUAUUCUAUAUAUAUAAAUAUAUAUAUAUUUUUUACUGCUUUAUAUUGUGAAUGGAUGUGGACGGCCAGAUGGAGUAUUUUUACAGACUGUAAAAUAAAAACAGAGACCAACAACACAAAGCAACCCUCUUCCCCUGCGGAUGGAAGCGACCCCCUUCUAUAUUAUUUUUUUUUUUUAAAGUGCUUUCUAUACUCAGCAGAAAACAGUGGUGCUCCUGUUCCCUGUAGCCUCCUCAAAAGACCUGUCGUGCAUUGAGAAAAGUCCUUGCUGCUUUGAGUAGGGAAGCAAAGCUGUGGUGGACCCCUGCCUGGAGGCUCACCUGGAUGGAGCAAGUUAACAAGUUUUACAGCAUCUCCCUGCAGCAAGCGGGGCCAUGACAAACAGCUUCUUCACUGCCUGCAGGGGAGGCACAAGAGCAGCUCUAAGACAAAUUUCUGCCCCCCUCUUCUUUUUAUUGUUAUAAGAAACCUGUAGUAGAAACCCCCUUUUCACAGUGUCACGGACCAGGCUUCAGGGGAAUGGGGAACACACAGUGGGGUUUUGUUUUUCUUAAAUCCACUUAAUUUUUCAACUUGUUUCUAAAAUAAAAAAAUCACAGAAUAAGCCCUUCCCUGGUGGUGGUGUGGGUGGGUGGCAGGACCAAAAUACUCUUGGUGACACUUCACUUUUCUUUUUUUGUUUUUUUUUUUUUUUUUUUUUUAAUCGAUGGCCAGUAGUUACUCUCAGUUUUUAUUCAUCUGUCCUAGUGGGUCACCUUGUAUUUUAAUUGUGAAACCAAAGCAGUUUGGGGAGGGGAUGGGUUUGUCCAGGAAGUCCCCGAGUCUGAUCUCAAUGCGUUGUAAGCAAAAAAUGUGACUCGGGCACAGUGUUUGCCGUAAAACCCUGCUUUCCCCGUACGAAUGUAAUACUGUGUGCCGCGGUUCCAAUUUUCAAUAAAUUUUUGGGAAAGUACUUGA